Molecule: messenger RNA, 2868 nt
Organism: Scutellospora calospora
Lineage: Eukaryota; Fungi; Glomeromycota; Glomeromycetes; Diversisporales; Gigasporaceae
Source: the annotation of a GenBank genome assembly
AUGGAUACAGAAGAAAGUAUUCGAGAAGAGGCCCUUGCAAAUGAAGAAGAAAUGAGCUCUGGUUCUGGCGGCGAAACUGAAGAAGAGGAGGACGACUCAGUUGAUGAGUCUUCUGAAGAAAUGGACGAAUCUUCGGAAGGUGAAUCUGAAGACGAGGAAGAACCGAAAUUGAAAUAUAAACGUCUUGAUGCCGGUGAGCUAUUAACAAAAGACGCUGCAAGCACAAUGGCAGUAUCCGAUCGGUUUGUGGCUUUGGGAACACACAAUGGCAAUGUUUUCAUAUUAGACUUUGACGGCAAUUUAAUUAAACGCUUUUCAUCGCAUUCGGCAACUGUCAACGAUAUAUCAAUCGAUGCAGCUGAAGAGUAUGUUGCCAGCGCUUCAAUGGACGGCAAGAUCGUAAUUCAUGGGAUGUAUGUUGACUCCGUUCAAGUUUUUAACUAUCGUCGACCACUUAAAUGCGUCGCACUCGAUCCUGAUUUUAGCCGAAAAGAUACUCAGCAGUUUGUAUCUGGUGGUUUGGCUGGUCAACUGAUAUUAAAUGAAAAAGGAUGGUUUGGUCAGAAACAGGAUAAGGUGCUUCAACAUUCUGGAGAGGGUCCAAUAUAUGCUGCAAGAUGGAAAGGCACACUAAUAGCUUACGCCAAUGACGAAGGUGUGAAAAUGUAUGAUACCCAGUCGCAACAACGUAUUACUUAUAUCAAACGGCUUCAAAAUAGUCCUAGACCAGAUUUAUAUCGUUGCAACCUUUGCUGGCGUAAUGACACUCAGUUGUUAAUAGGCUGGGCAAAUUACAUUCAAAUAGCUACUGUCAAAGAACAAAAUGUAUCAGGUCAUCCACCGCUCUUUGCUGAGGUUAACUUGAUAUUAAACACAACCGAUUACAUAGUGUGUGGUCUUGCACCGUUUGGUGAUAUGACAAUAAUAUUAGCUUAUCUUACUAUUGACGUUGCAACAAAUGAUGAUUGCGAUGAUCCAGAACAACAUAAACGUCCCCACGCUAAAUGCCCUGAACUUCGAAUUAUAAAUUCAUCCAAUGAUGAAAUUUCAAUUGAUGCAUUACCACUUCAUGGAUUUAUUCAUUAUCAGGCCAAUGAUUAUAUUCUUGAUUAUUUUCCAUCAGAAGACAUGUUUUACGUUGUCAGUCCAAAAGAUCUUGUAUUGGCGAAGCCGCGCGAUUCCGAUGAUCAUAUCGGUUGGCUUUUAGAUCGUUCUAGGUAUGAGGAAGCCUUAGAAUCGCUUCAAGAGGCUCAAGCUUGGGGUGGUAGUAAGAUUUAUGAUUUAAAUGAAAUUGGAGAGAGAUACCUAGCAUAUUUAGUUGAACAAGCAAACAAAGAAUUAUGGGAAAAAUGGAUUUUUGCGUUUGCUAAAAUGAGGCAACUAAAGGAAAUUACACAAUAUAUACCAUUUAAAGAUCCACAACUUAGUAGCACUGUAUAUGAAAUGGUGUUGGCAUACUUUUUGAAUCAUGAUCAUAAGUCUUUAUAUGAAACUAUAAUGAAUUGGCCAUCAACAAUUUAUAAUAUUCAAAGUGUCAUUGUUCUUAUCGAAGAUGUUUUGGAAAAAGACACUGAAAAUAAAACUUUAAUGGAGUGUUUAGCUGAACUGUAUGCUUACAACCGUGAACCCGAUAAAGCACUUGAAUAUAAUCUUCGUUUGCGUAGACCAAACGUUUUUGAUUUAAUAAGAGAAUAUAAUCUAUUCUCAGCUGUACAAGAUAAAGUAAUUCUUUUGAUGGACUUUGAUCAGCAUUUAAUAUCAGAGGCACAAGGGGAGGAUGAAGCAAAGGAUGAACAAAUUCAUACUCAUGCACCACCUGCCAAAGCAAAGAAUAUGCCAGCAGUUCAGUUAUUAGUCGAAAAUACUGAUUCAGUUCCGAUUGGUCAUGUUGUUAGUCAAUUACAAUCUCGUCGUUAUUUCUUACACAUAUACUUGGAUGCACUAUUUACUCGAGAUCAUCAUAUGGGAUUUGAAUUCCAUGAUCUUCAAAUAGAAUUAUACGCAGAGUAUGAUUAUUCCAGAUUAAUAGAAUUCUUGCGAGCUAGCAAUUAUUACUCUCUAGAAAAAGCAUAUCAAAUCUGUAAAGAGAGAGAUUUAGUUCCAGAAAUGGUGUUCAUUCUUGGUCGUAUGGGCAAUAAUAAACAAGCUUUAAUGUUAAUUAUAGAACGAUUAGGAGAUGUUCAACGUGCAAUCGACUUUGCUACAGAGCAAGCUGAUGACAGAUUAUGGGAAGAUUUAUUGAGAUAUUCUUUAGACAAACCACGUUUUAUUACUGGCUUAUUGGAAAACCUUGGUAGCAUUGAUAUUGACCCAAUACAGUUAAUAAAGAGAAUUCCAGACGGCUUAGAAAUCGUUGGACUUAAGCAAGCUUUAAUUAAAGUACUUCAGGACUUCAACUUACAGGCAUCUUUAAGAGAAGGAUGUCAAACAAUUUUAGUGAGUGACAGUGUGUCUAUGGCUAAUCAACUUCAUCGAGCACAAAAGCGCGGGAUUUCAUGUGGAGACGAUGUGAUUUGCAAUAUUUGCUCUGCAUCUAUAAUCAAAGAUGUCAAUUUGUCCGAUGCUGCUUCUACUCAUUUGAUAUUCUUUUGUGGUCAUGUUUUUCAUGAAAAAUGUCUUUUUGAAAAUGACACAAUUCCAAAACUACCGGAAAAGCUUAAUAAACCACAUUCAGUUAGCACAAAAGUUCGUCAUGCAAGUGUUCUUCGAGCGAUGACACCUAGGCCAAAAUGUCCGAUUUGUAAUGAAUCAAAUCAAACCACCAAACAAAAGGAAAAGAGUGGUCCUAUUACCGGUAGAAUUCGUGGUUUUGUUCGAAGUCCAAGGGAAGAUGAUGGAAUGCCUCCAAUGGUUCCUCUAAGGCUUUGA